This is a messenger RNA of Anopheles stephensi (Asian malaria mosquito), 1535 nucleotides long. Its product is annotated as U-box domain-containing protein 70-like. Bases 271 to 1062 code for a protein of 263 amino acids. The transcript has 4 exons. NCBI's taxonomy places the organism in Eukaryota, Metazoa, Arthropoda, Insecta, Diptera, Culicidae. Gene Ontology annotation, molecular function: Hsp90 protein binding. The record is from RefSeq and is a predicted model, not a curated record.
ACACUUGUCAAAAUCAUCCGCGCCGAUCAGUCUGCCAGGCUGACGUUUUGACACACGCACACACGGAAACUGAUCAACAAAAACAUUGCUGUCGAUUUUCGCUAAGAACGGUAAAGGGUUCUACUAGAAUGACUUGCUGGUCGCAUGCAAAUUGCUAGUUUUACUGCUUAGAUAGUUUAAAAAAUUAGUCUGGCGCGUCCAUUAAAUAGCAAUCGGCAAAAGGGUGUGCAGCAUUUCCUUACCAGUGGUCUCUUUAAUUCAUGAAGCACGAUGGCGCAGCCCAAAAUGACCAACGAAAAAUCGGUGCCAUCGGAAAAAGAGACAGGCAAAAGCAACCUCAAUCUAACGGCGGACGAACUGAAAGCGGAGGGCAAUCGAUGUGUGAAAGCCGGCAACUUUACCGAGGCGGUCCUGCACUACACCCAUGCCAUCAAGCUUAGCCCGGCCGAUCCAAUUCUGUACAGCAAUCGGUCGUUAGCGUUCUGCAAGAUGCAGCAAUACUACUACGCAAAUGAAGACGCCGACAGGGCGAUCGCGUUGAACCCGACCUGGGCGAAAGGCUACUUCCGGAAGGCGGAAGUAAGCAUGGGCGUGGGUCAGUACGACAUGGCUCUGCUUUCGUACGGCAAAGCGCUGCAGCUUCAGCCCCAGGAUAUGGGUAUCAUUCAGGCUGCCCGGAAAGCCGCCACGGUUAGCAAUGCUGAGCGUGAAAAGGAGAAGCGGUCUCCCUUCAUUGGUAGCGCUAUUGGCUGUGCCGUUGGUUUGUGUAUCGUGUUGGCCGAUAUGUUACUGACGGAAAAACCAACCAUCAAGUACACUUCGUUGAUGGUAUUCAUCAUAAUGGUGAUCACUAGCGUGGGAUUCGGAAUAGCAAAAUUACUGUGGUACUACAAAAAGCUGCAAAGGAAAGGAUUGCUUGACCCGCCCAUCGAUUUGUUAGAAGAUUUUCAAAAGCCUAAAGAAGCUGAGGAUGCAUCACCACCGUCGGGAGAGCAACGUCACGAACGGAAUCGUUACACGAAGGCACAAGCGAGACAGCGCUUGAAAAAGGCGAAAACCUAAGUGACCUUUUUUUCGUUAACAACAUCUGCUGGGACGGUUAGUACGAAAAGGAGCCUAAGACUAUCAACCUCCUGUUGUUUGAUGGAUAUCGAGAGCAGUUAGCAUAUUGCCCUUUCAUUUUCCAUUUUCCUUCAUACAAAUCAUAUGGGAGUCAUUUAUUCCACACGUGUUGCUCAUAAUUUACGGUUUGCAUUUGAAAUCAGGUAAUAAAAAGGGCUGGCAGAUAGGAGAAGGGCAACAAACAUAUUUUCUUCAAUUUUAUUGAAUAUUUUGGUGGAGCAGACUAUCUUCUAGUAGCUAUUAAUUGAGUAGAACUCCCUAAGACAACCCACAGAACUAAACUAAACCAGCAGAGGCAAAUCAAUAUUGCUGAAGGAUUUAUCGCGUGCAUGGUACAGGAACAGGUUCAAUACGUUCUAGCAACGACCUGUCGACGCAUAUGAAGCAAAAUAAAUUAAUUUACCAAAAUCGUA